AUGGAAGACUUCGUGCUGCAGAGUGAAGAAACUUUCACGGGUAACUCUCUUCUAGGGCUAGGACUUCAACCCAGGACCCAAGUGCAGGCAGCAACCCUCCCCAAACCCAAGCUCUGGGCUGUGCCAGGAUCUGUGAUAGCACGGGGGGAGCCUGUGAGCCUCUGGUGUGUGGGCUCUCUGGGAGCCCAGGAAUAUGGUCUGUACAAAGAAGGAAGCCAAGUGCCGUGGACAAGAAAAACAUCACUGGAACUCAGGGACACAGCCAAGUUCUCCAUCCCAUCCGUGACAGAGCAGCAUGCAGGGCAGCAUCGCUGUUACUACCCAACCCCUGCUGGCUCGUCAGUGUUGAGUGACCCACUGGAACUCGUGGUAACAGGAGUCUACAGAAAACCCCGCUUCUCAGCCCUGACCAGCCCUGUGGUGACCCCAGGAGGAAAUGUCACCCUCCAGUGUGGGUCAGAGUUGAGAUUUGACAGGUUCAUCCUGACUAAGGAAGGAGGGGACAAGCUUUCCUGGACACUGAAGUCACAGCAAGACCCCAGUGGGCAGGUCCAGGCCCAGCUCCGUGUGGGCCCUGUGAGCCCCAGGCAGAGAUGGACGUUCAGGUGCUACGGCUACUACUGGAGCCAGCCCCAGCUGUGGUCAGAGCCCAGUGAAGCCCUGGAGCUCCUGUUCUCACCGACCACCCCAAAACCCAAGCUCAAGGCUCAGCCUGGCUCUGUGAUACCCUGGGGGAGUCCUGUGACGCUGUGGUGUGAGGGGACCCUGGAGGCCCUGGAAUACCAUCUGUACAGAGAGGGCAGCCCCCCACUCUCAGACAUACAGAUGUCUCCUGAGCCCAGGAACAAGGCCAACUUCUCCAUCUCAUCCAUGACAGAAGAUGAUACAGGGCAGUAUCGCUGUUACUAUCACAGCUCUCCUGGCUGGUCACAGCACAGUGAACCCCUAGAGCUGGCGAUGACAGGGCUCUACAGCAAGCCCAGCCUCUCAGCCCUGCCUGGUCCUGUGGUGACUUCAGGAUGUAAUGUCACCCUCCAGUGUAAGUCACAGCUGGAUUUUGACAGGUUCGUUCUGUCUAUGGAAGGACGAGAUGAGCUCUUGACACUGAAAUCAGAGCAAGACCCCAGAGGGAAGUUCCAGGCCUUGUUCCAAGUCGGACCAGUGAUCCCCAGGCAGAGGUGGAUAUUCAGGUGCUAUGGCUGUUACAGUCGAAAACCCCAGAUGUGGUCAGAACCUAGUGCUGCCGUGGAGCUUCUAGUCUCAGCUCCAGCCUCACAGCCUCAUGAUUACACCAUGGAGAAUCUCAUCCGGAUGGGCCUGGCUGGCCUGGUGUUGGUGGUCCUUGGGAUUCUGCUUUUCUAUACUCACCGUGGUCAGAGAGGGACCAAGAGGCAGCCAGAAGAUGAACACAAAAACUAGCGAUCAGUGCUUACCAUAACCUGCAUGGGGCAUGUCAGUGUACUCUCCCAGGCAAUGUGGCACACAGAUGCAAAACAAAGAACCAGAGAGAAAGUGCUGCAGUUGAGAAGCUCUGGGAUGGUCCAAUAUCCUCUAUGGGACAAAGGCCUUAUGUCCAAAAGCUCAUGGAAUGUUUGGCAUGGAAAGGAAUGUGGCUGUGGGUUGUGGCAGAGUGCUUUGGAACACAAAGUGUGCAGGCAUGGCUAGAAGGAGAAACAGAGAAAUUUUGAGCCAGGCAUCAGGUCUCAAAUGAUCAACAUAGGGAUUGUCUGGUGUGUGCAAGGCAGGCAACUCUACUGUCAGGAAAUUAUAAUUAUUUCUGAGUCCCUAGGUCUCUGCGGAGAUGUUACCUUAUGUCUUAGGCCUGGAAUCUCACAGGCACUUUCUCAAGCCUCCAUUCCCACCAUCAACACAGAGGCUGCUCUCACCCACAUGGUGCUGCUUUGCAGUUAUUGCUGUCUCAGACAAACUCAGUAACAUUCUUUAGGUGACUAAGGGAACAUCUGUUUCAAGAUAGUC
This is a messenger RNA of Octodon degus (degu), 1977 nucleotides long. Its product is annotated as leukocyte immunoglobulin-like receptor subfamily A member 5. The transcript is spliced from 7 exons. Lineage: Eukaryota; Metazoa; Chordata; Mammalia; Rodentia; Octodontidae. The coding region runs from base 1 to 1419 and encodes 472 amino acids. The record is from RefSeq and is a predicted model, not a curated record. Gene Ontology annotation, molecular function: inhibitory MHC class I receptor activity. Gene Ontology annotation, biological process: cytokine-mediated signaling pathway.